Arabis nemorensis is the source of this 357-nucleotide messenger RNA. Lineage: Eukaryota; Viridiplantae; Streptophyta; Magnoliopsida; Brassicales; Brassicaceae. The record is from the annotation of a GenBank genome assembly.
AUGGACUGGGGUAAUGCAAACGUUGAGACCAUCACCAAGGAUCAAGGGACCGUCACCGCGAUCACGGGGAAUCUACAUCUUGAAGGAUCUGUCAAGACUACAAAGUUGAAGCUGACAUGGCUUCCCGAUUCAUGUGAACUCGUCAACCUCACUUUAAUAGAGUUUGGUGAUCUAUUCAAGGAAGGUUUCGAUUAUCCUCCUUUUGGGGUGAAUGAGUGCACAAGAAAGGAGGUUUUGGCUUUUGGGGACUCCAAUAUGAAACAUCUUAAGCGCGGCGAUGUGGUGCAGCUUCAGAGGAAAGGCUACUUCAUAUGUGACGUUCCGUAUGAUACUGUUUUAAGAUGUUUUAUUGACUAA